Erigeron canadensis is the source of this 1896-nucleotide messenger RNA. RefSeq names its product chaperone protein dnaJ A7A, chloroplastic-like. NCBI's taxonomy places the organism in Eukaryota, Viridiplantae, Streptophyta, Magnoliopsida, Asterales, Asteraceae. The record is from RefSeq and is a predicted model, not a curated record. Gene Ontology annotation, cellular component: cytoplasm. The transcript is spliced from 8 exons. Gene Ontology annotation, biological process: response to heat; protein refolding. Bases 258 to 1604 code for a protein of 448 amino acids. Gene Ontology annotation, molecular function: heat shock protein binding; ATP binding.
ACAUGGGGGAUUAGCUGCAUCAAAAAACAGAGGAACACAAACACUCUUAUCUCACAACACAACCAUUUUCCCUCUCUACAAACCUCAUCUGUAUCUAUACACACACAUAAUUAUAUAUAUAAUACUAUAAUAUUUUUUUUAUUUAUAUACAACAAACAACUGAAACUACACACAUUUAUUCCUCUCUCACCCUCACCCUCACCCUCCGCCACCAACCACCGCAUCUCCGCCGUAACUAUACCUUUAGAAUAUAUAUAAUGGCUAUCGUGCCCGGAGGGAGUACAUGGGUGGCUCGGUGGGGGCAUCAACCUCAGAUAAUGUCUAGAACUUCAUCAACAACCAAUUUGUUUAUGCAUUUACCUCGUGUCUCCGUCAAUACAAGAGAGUUGGCAUCACCAUGUUCUGCCUUUUGCUCACAAGGUUCUUUGCAUGAACUUUACAAUCUAGGGUCAUUUGGUAAAUCUCAUCACCGUAGAGGUGGCCGCCUUAUUGUAAAGGCUGAAAGUGAUUAUUAUUCAGUACUUGGUGUGUCAAAGAAUUCUAGCAAAGCAGAAAUAAAAAGUGCGUAUAGGAAGCUUGCACGGAGUUAUCAUCCUGAUGUAAACAAAGAACCAGGAGCUGAACAAAAAUUCAAGGACAUAAGCAAUGCUUAUGAGGUUCUGUCAGACGAUGAAAAGCGAUCCAUAUAUGACAGGUAUGGGGAGGCUGGCCUUAAAGGUGCAGGUGUUGGUUCAGGGGAUUUCAGCAACCCGUUUGAUCUCUUUGAGUCAUUGUUCGAUGGCUUGGGAGGGAUGGGUGGCAUGGGAGGUAUGGGUGGCAUGGGAGGAAGAAAUUCACGUAAUAGAGCUACCCAAGGAGAAGACCAAGGUUACAAUCUUGUCUUAAACUUUAAAGAAGCGAUAUUUGGUGUAGAAAAAGAGAUUGAAGUAACUCGUCUAGAGAGCUGUGGAACUUGCAAUGGGUCUGGUGCCAAACCUGGGACCAGUGCAUCCAAAUGCACAACAUGCGGUGGUCAAGGACAAGUAGUCUCUUCAGCCCGAACUCCAUUGGGUGUCUUUCAGCAAGUCAUGACCUGCUCUUCUUGUAAUGGAAGUGGUGAAAUCUCAACCCCGUGUAAUACAUGCAAUGGGGAUGGACGAGUAAGAAAAUCCAAACGUAUCAGCCUUAAAGUCCCAGCCGGAGUUGAUGCAGGCAGUCGUUUGCGGGUCCGUUCAGAGGGUAAUGCUGGAAGAAAAGGUGGGCCGCCAGGAGACCUUUUUGUUAUGAUCGAUGUUCUUCAGGAUCCUGUUUUAAAACGGGAUGAUACAAAUAUUCUCUACACAUGCAAAAUUACAUAUAUUGAUGCUAUUUUGGGGACAACUAUGAAAAUCCCAACUGUUGAUGGGGAGGUGGAUUUGAAAAUUCCAUCUGGGACCCAGCCUGGGACAACCCUCGUAAUGGCAAAAAAGGGGGUCCCAAUUUUGAACAAGAACAACAUGAGGGGCGACCAAUUGGUGAGAGUGCAAGUGGAAAUACCAAAACGGUUAAGUGGGGAAGAAAGGAAGCUAAUUGAAGAACUCUCGAGCCUAAAGAAGGGUAAAGUUCCCAACAGCAGUGGUAUAUAAUAGGCAAAAUUCGUAGUGAAAAUUUUACUAUGUUCACAUAUUUCAUAUUGGUUUCUGGAACAGCUUUGAUACAACCCACAAAAAUAGCGCCAUUCUUUAGGGUGUAGAUCUUGUAAGAUGAAUCAACUGUUGGUUAUAUACUGUUUUUGUAGUAGACAUUUAGAGAGGGUUGUUUUAAUUUAUAGCUAAUUGUUUUAAUCAAGAUUUUUGAAUAAUGCUCAAGAAAUGUAAAUCGGUGUAACCACUUUGACAAUUUUGUUUGUAAAUUUAGUCUCUGCAUGUUGUGGGAUCA